AUGCACUUUCAUAUCCUUGGUACCGGAGCAGUGGGAUGCCACAUUGCAUGUCUUCUGCGCUUAAAUAACCACAAGGUCACUCUUAUCUUAAGAUCUCAAAAAGCCCUCCACGACUUCAAAACUAGGAACCAGUCCAUAUCACUUACAUUAAAAGGAAAGCCGCUGUUAGUCGGUGGAUUCAACUCUAUGGUCGUACACUCCAUUUCUUCUCAAGGACCGCUAAUCGAGUGCUUGAUAGUCGCUACUAAAGCACAAAGUGUAAUCGAGGCAGUUUCGCCGCUGAAGGAUCGGCUAACCAGAAAUAGUACGGUGCUACUGCUACAGAAUGGAAUGGGCGUCGUCGAAGAAUUAAUGGACACUGUCUGGUAUGGUCAAUCACACCCUUGUAUCCUUGUGGGUGUAAAUCGGCAUGCUACUCAAAGGAUAAGUGCAUUCAAGGUUAUCAAUCACUUUGGAUGGGUUCACCCUGAAGGUCUAGUGGUUUCAGAAUGGCGCCAAACAGGAGAAUCAAAACAAGGCUUCCCAGUACUAAAGAGCUUGUCGAAUAUUAAGGACCUCCAAUUAAAAAUUGUUUCCUGGGAGAAUUUGCAGAAUAGAAUGGCCAAGAAACUUGUUAUCAAUGCCAGUGUAAAUCCAGUUGCCACAAUUCUGAAUCUCUCUAAUGGCGAAAUGCUCGAUGGUAGUCCAUACACCUUGAAUCUAAUACGAGAGCUCUGCUAUGAAGCCUAUUCAGUCUUGGAAAAUUUCCUUCCAGGCGAGACGGCCGAGAUCCUUUUUGAAGGGGUGGUUGAUAGUCUUCGCCAGAGCAAAUCACAUUAUUGCUCAAUGCUUCAGGAUAUCCAGUCUGAGCGCCCAACUGAAGUCGAUUACAUCAAUGGAUAUAUCUGUCGUAUUGGGAAAGAUCAAGACAAAGACUUUAAAUUCAAUCAAGCCAUGGUAGACUUUAUUCAUGCCAAAGAGAGUGGGAAAAAAGCUGUAGAGAAUUCGAAAUAA
Molecule: messenger RNA, 993 nt
Organism: Phycomyces blakesleeanus NRRL 1555(-)
Lineage: Eukaryota; Fungi; Mucoromycota; Mucoromycetes; Mucorales; Phycomycetaceae
Exons: 1
Coding region: 1-993 (330 amino acids)
Biological process (GO): pantothenate biosynthetic process
Cellular component (GO): cytoplasm; mitochondrion
Molecular function (GO): 2-dehydropantoate 2-reductase activity; NADP binding
Source: RefSeq, a predicted model, not a curated record